Molecule: messenger RNA, 6599 nt
Organism: Mus pahari (shrew mouse)
Lineage: Eukaryota; Metazoa; Chordata; Mammalia; Rodentia; Muridae
Gene: Lmo7
Product: LIM domain 7
Exons: 32
Coding region: 221-5659 (1812 amino acids)
Biological process (GO): regulation of cell adhesion; regulation of signaling
Molecular function (GO): protein binding
Source: RefSeq, a predicted model, not a curated record
CUGUGCACACCGCUUCCAGUUGCCUCUUCACCUCCUCCUGCUCCAGUCAGGCUGGACUUGAGCGGAUUUCUGGAGUUUCGAGAAAGCAACUCCUGCAAGUUCUACUAGGUUCCUGAACUUAAACUGCUCGUCGCUACAAAGGGCGGGGGACGCGUGGCGUGGGAGCUCUGGGUCCCGGCGCGCACCCACUGAGCUGCUUUUUCCCUCUCUUGCCCUUGUCAUGGAAGGGAUGGAGGACGCCGAGGCCGAUUGCUCUGUUGCAUUCGCGGAGGCUCAGAGAUGGGUGGAGGCUGUAACUGAGAAGAAUUUUGAAACAACGGAUUUUCGAGCCUCUCUAGAGAAUGGCGUUCUGUUGUGUGACUUGAUUAAUAAGCUCAAACCUGGCGUCGUUAAGAAGAUCAAUAGAUUGUCUACCCCAAUAGCAGGUUUGGAUAACAUAAACGUUUUUUUGAGAGCUUGUGAACAGAUUGGAUUGAAAGAAGCUCAGCUUUUUCAUCCGGGGGAUCUACAGGACUUAUCAAACCGAGUCACCGUCAAGCAAGAAGAGACUGACAGGAGACUGAAAAAUGUUUUGAUAACUUUGUAUUGGCUGGGAAGAAAAGCACAGAAUAACCCCUGCUAUAAUGGUCCCUAUCUCAAUUUGAAAGCUUUUGAGACUCUUUUAGGACAAGCUUUGACUAAGGCACUUGAAGAUUCCAGCUGCCUGAAAAGAAGUGGCCGGGACAGUGGCUACGGGGACAUCUGGUGUCCUGACAGAGGAGAAUUCCCUGCCCCUCCAGGUAGCCACAGGAGGGACGAUUCCUUUGAGAGCUUGGACUCCUUGGGGUCCAGAUCACUGACCAGCUGCUCCUCAGACUUCACUCUUAGAGGUGGGAAGGAAGGUUGCGAAAGUGACAUCGAUUGGGAAUUCACGUUCAAGAUGCAGGAUUAUAACAAAGACGAUAUGUCCUACCGAAGGAUUUCAGCCAUUGAACCAAAGUCGGCUCUCCCGUUCAAUCGUUUCUUGCCGAACAAAAGCAAGCAGCCAUCCUAUGUGCCAGCGCCUUUACGGAAGAAGAGGCCAGACAAACAUGAGGAUAACAGGAGGAGCUGGGCGAGCCCGGUCUACACAGAAACAGACGGGACAUUUUCAAGUACCCAGAGGAGAACCUGGGGUCCCAAGAUGGAGACCUGGCACACAGUCCAAGAAACCUCCACCUCCUCUUGGUGUUUAGAAGAGGAAGAGGAAAAAAUCACGCGCAUGCCCAACAUUGUGAAGGAUGAUCUCUAUGUGCGGAAGCUUAGCCCAGUCAUGCCAAGCUCAGGGGGUUCUUUUGAUCAGUUCCUUCCCAAAUGUUGGACCCCAGAAGAUAUGAACUGGAAAAAACUUAAAAGAGAGACUUAUAAGCCAUGGUAUAAGGAAUUUCAGGGAUUCAGAAGAAAUUCUGACUCUGAGAAUGAAGACUCGGGCUCUUUCCAAAGCUCCACCCUUUUUAGUAGACUAGAAAAGGCAGACCAUAGGUUAGACAGCAACUACCAAAGACCUUCGCUCUUGCUGGAGCUAGCCACCAAACACGCUGUGAGGUCACGGGACACCCGUGCAGCCAGGAGGACCAGCAGUGCAUUGGAGGAAUCCAGUCAGUUUUUAUUGCUUCAGGCCCUCCAAACCUACUCUGAUGACAUCUUGUCCUCGGAAACAAGUGUCAAACUCGAUCCUACCUCUGGCCCCAGGCUCAUAACUCGCAGGAAGAAUCUCUCUCCCGCACCAGGCUAUCGAGCCCAUGACCUGGAGCUGCCAGCCCUAGAUCCCGACUUAGAAAAUGACGAUUUCUUUGUCAGAAAAACAGGGGCUUUCCAUGCAAAUCCGUGUGUUCUUCGAGCCUUUGAAGACUUUAGAAGGUUCUCUGAGCCGGACGAUGCCGUGGAACGAGAUAUAAUCUUGCAGUGUCGGGAAGGCGAACUGGUACUUCCAGAUUUAGAAAAGGAUGAUAUGAUUGUCCGCAGGAUUCCAGCUCAGAAGAAAGAAGUGCCCCUUUCUGGGGCCCCAGAUAGAUACCAGCCAGUCCCUUUCCCAGAACCCUGGACCCUACCUCCGGAAAUCCAAGCGAAGUUUCUCUCUGUGCUCGAAAGGACAUGCCCACCCAAAGAGAAAAGCAGCGGCUGUAGAGUGUUAGUCCCUUCCUAUCGACAGAAGAAAGACGACAUGUUGGCUCGAAAGAUCCAGUCUUGGAAGCUGGGGACUGCUGUGCCUCCCAUCAGUUUCAAGCCAGGCCCCUGCAGCGAGGCCGACCUGCAGAAGUGGGAGGCCAUCCGGGAGGCCAGCAGGCUUAGGCACAGGAAGCGGCUGAUGGUUGAGAGACUCUUUCAAAAGAUCUAUGGUGAGAAUGGGAGCAAGUCCAUGAGCGAUGUCAGCGCGGAGGAUGUUCAGAACCUGCGUCAGGUGCGCUAUGAGGAGAUGCAGAAAAUAAAAUCCCAGCUGAAAGAACAAGAUCAGAAAUGGCAGGAUGACCUUGCAAAAUGGAAAGAUCGUCGGAAGAGUUACACUUCAGAUCUGCAGAAGAAAAAGGAAGAAAGGGAAGAGAUUGAGAAGCAGGCGCUUGAGAAGUCUGACCGCAGCUCCAAGACAUUUAGGGAAAUGCUGCAGGACAGGGAAUCUCGAGGUUCUACAAUUACGUCUCGGAGGAGGACCUAUUCCUCUGAUGACAUCCUGGAUGAUGGAGUGCCCCCUCCUACAGUGACUCUGUCAGAAACCAGUUACCAGAUGGAGAGACUGGAAGACAAGGCAAGAGCGCAUCCUGCCGAGAUGCCCAAAGAAGAUUUCACAACAUUUGCAAAUAGAGAGGACAGUGUAGUAGCUGAGAUUCAGCUUGCUUCUCAUACUCCUGAAGAGCAACGUCUGGCCCCUUCGCCCUCUGCAGAACCACGCCAGGCCUCUUUAUCUUCUGCAGAACUGCACCAGGUCCCGUUGCCUUCUGCAGAACCUUGUCAGGCCCCAUUGCUGUCCACAGAACCACGCCAGACCCCUUUGCCUUCUGCAGAACAACCACACCAGGCCCUUUUGCCUUCUGCAGAACUGCACCAGGCCUCUUUAUCUUCCUCACUACAGCGUCCAUCCUCACUCGCUUCUCAGCAGUCAUGGAGUACGAGAGGAGAGUCUACUCGUAUUUCAGCUUCUCUCCCUAGAAGUUACCAGAGAAGCGAUACAGCCAGGUUAACAUCUGUGGUCACAGCGAGACCUUUUGGCGCAUCAUCAAGGGGAAUCUCCUCACUGCCCAGAUCCUACACGAUGGAUGAUGGCUGGAAGUACAACGGAGAUGUUGAAGUUGUCAAGAGAGAGCAACUCGAUUCGGGCAGAGCCACUGGCCCGAAGCCUGACUCCAGCCACUUUAUUUCGGGCUCAGCCAGUGAGAAGGAGGUCAUAGCUACAGGAGAAGAUGCGGUGAACUUGCCCUCUCCCACACUCCCUUCCUCAUCACUCUCCCACGACCUGGCAACCUCUUCCAAAGCCACGUUCUCAUCAAUGUCUGGUCUGGAUUCAGUGUCUGACUCUGGAGAAGGAAGAGGCUCACCACUGAGGGAAGUUUCCAGGUCCCUGGAUCAGUUCAGUGAUAUGAGAAUCAGCAUAAACCAGACGCCCGGGAACAAACAUGCCUUUGGGUUUACAAUAAAAUGGGAUAUUUCUGGGAUCUUCGUCGCAUCAGUCGAACAAGGUAGCCCAGCAGAAUUUUCUCAGCUGCAAGUAGAUGAUGAAAUUCUUGCCAUCAAUAACACCAAGUUUUCAUAUAAGGAUACAAAAAAGUGGGAGGAAGUUAUGGCAAACGCCCAAGAAACUGGAAACUUAGUGAUGGACGUCCGGCGUUAUGGAAAGUCUGACUGGGGCAAAGACCAACCUUCCCUGCCAUUUAUACGGCAUAAAACCCUCAAUCUUAUCAGUGUGGCUACCAAAAUUAUAGGUUCACCUGAAACAAAGUGGAUCGAUACAACUUCAGGAAUUUACAACACAGACAAGUCUUCAAGUCUAUCAGUAACAACUGAUUUCUCUGAAAGCCUUCAGAGUCCUUAUACGGAAUCCAAAGAAAUCAAUGGAAUUCAUGAAGAAAGUAACACCUUUGAUUCAAAAGCAUCAGAAUCCAUUUCUUUGAAAAAUUUAAAAAGGCGAUCACAAUUUUUUGAACAAGGAAGCUCUGAUUCUGUGGCUCCUGAUCUUCCGGUUCCAACCCUCAGUGUCCCAAGUCGCUGGGCUUGGGAUCAAGAAGAGGAGAGAAGGCGGCAGGAGCGGUGGCAGAAAGAGCAAGAUCGCCUACUGCAGGAAAAAUACCAACGUGAGCAGGAGAAGCUGAGGGAAGAGUGGCAGAGAGCCCAACAGGAGGCGGAGAGAGAGAAUUCCAAGUACCUGGAUGAGGAGCUGAUGGUCCUAAAUUCCAACAGCAUUUCUCUGACAUCCCGGGAGCCUGUGGCCGCCACCUGGGAAGCCACGUGGAGUGAAGGGUCCAAGUCUUUGGACAGCGAAGGCACCCGAGCCGGAGAGGAGGACAGGGGACAGCUGGAAGACGAUGCUGUGUAUGAGGACCAAAGUCAGAAGCUGCAGGAACAGCUCCUGCUUGAGCAGGAGAGGAAUCGGAAGGAGCAAGAGGCUCAGGAAGAGGUGCACCGCAAGCAGCGGGAGGCCCUGGCCCAGGCAGAGGCAGAAGCCACGGCUCGGGCGGAGGCCCAGGCCCGGGCGGAGGCAGAAGCCAAGGCUCGGGCGGAGGCCGAGGCUCAAAAACGAGCUGAAGCUCAGAAGCUCCAGGCAGAGAGGGAACGUGAAACGUCGGUCAAAAUAUACCAGUACCGAAGGCCCAUUGAUUCCUACGACCUACCUAAGAGGGAAGAUGGCUCUUCAGGGAUGCUUCAAACUGACAGGAGUAAAUCAAGAUCUACUACGGAACUAAACGACCCUCUCAUAGAGAAAAAUGGAAGCAGCAAAUACUCAGAGAGAAUUGGGACCACUAGCUUUUCACAAAGGAGUUCUAAGAAGGAUCAAGCCCCCUCAGAAGCAGAGUUGGAGAGACAGCAAAUCCUUCAGGAAAUGAGGAAGAGAACAUCUCUCCACAACGACAACAGCUGGAUCCGACAGCGCAGCGCCAGCGUCAACAAGGAGCCCAUCUGCCUGCCUGGGAUCAUGAGGAGAGGGGAGUCUCUGGACAAUCUGGAUUCCCAGCGGCCGGGUUCUUGGAGACAGUCCCCUUGGCACAGCCAGCCUGCCGGGGUCUAUGCUUCUUCCUCUGUCCAAGACUUCAGUCGCCCCCCACCUCAGCUGUUGUCUACAUCAAACCGCGCCUACAUGCGGAACCCAUCCUCUGCGGUGCCACCUCCAGCCGGCUCCGUGAAGACCUCCCCAGGGUCUCCCUCUCCACGCAGCCAGUCCCCUUCCAUGUCACAGUCAGGCUCUCAGCUACGCAACAGGUCAGUGAGUGGGAAGCGUGUGUGCUCCUACUGUAAUAACAUUCUGGGCAAAGGAGCUGCCAUGAUCAUCGAAACCCUGGGUCUUUGUUAUCAUUUACAUUGUUUUAAGUGUGUCUCCUGUGGGUGUGACCUCGGAGGCUCUUCCUCUGGAGCCGAAGUCAGAAUCCGAAACCACCAACUCUACUGCAAUGACUGCUAUCUCCGAUUCAAAUCUGGACGGCCAACCGCCAUGUGAUGUAAGCCCCCAUUCGACAGCGCUGUUGCAGAUAGAAGAGGAAGCGCUUGUCACUGAUGCACAACUAUAAAAAAUGCUGGAUGGUUUUUCCCCUCUUUGUUUUUUUAAAAAAGGAAUAAUCAUUGCCUCGUUAGAUGACAUAGGAACACUGUGGUGUUGGUAGGACCUGUGUUUUUGUUGUUUAUUUAUAAGGAGGUGAUUAUGUGUGUAUGUGGGGUGGGGAGUGCAGUAUUUACCUUUUGAAUUCAGCGUCCUCAAAGCACAAGUGGAAAACAAAACAAAACAAAGCUCAAGAACUUAAAAGAAAAUCCUUCUCAUGCUAAUGAUAUGAUCGAUGAUCUCGCUUGACUCUUUAGUUUUUUUUCGAAGAAGGUAUUUUAUUUUAAUUUUUUUAAGUUCUUAAACAUUAUUUGAAAUAGUUAAUAUAAAUAUGAAACUGUGUUUGUUUAUUAUAAUGUAUUCUAAGUUAAUGUGGAAACCAUAUGAAAAAUUUCACUUAAAUCCACCCAUAAAUUUGCUUUUUUUGUGGUUUUCUUUACACGGAAAUAAUCCAAUUGAAAAAUAAUUUUGCUUCUGUAAUGGUUUAUUUGCUUGAGGAGGGCACUUGAUUUUCUUUACAAGGACUCUUGAUGCUAAGCAAAUGCCAGGAGAGGGCUGUUUAGUUUCAAUAAUGAAAAAUAUCCAUGGCUUGUAUACCAGUGAUUUCCUCCAGAAACUCGUGAGCUUUUCUGUUCCGCUGCCUUUGUAAAUAAACUUGGUGAUGCAUUUAAGGAAUGCUUUUUUAAACUAUUUAUUGUUUCUAAUUAUUUAAUGAAUUUGUGUUUCUAAAGAAUGUAGUUGUAUGUGUGUGUGUGGUGUGGCGUGUGUAUGUGUGUGUGUAUGUAUGUGUAAGAAGGUAAUUAUGUUGCAGGUAUGUGUAUGGCAUACUUAUGUGUGAUAU